AUGCUGGCGGAAGGUUCGAGCCGAGGCGAGGCGGCGAGGGUUGGAGGGGAUCCAGGCGGGAGGGGACGGGGACGGGGGGGGAGGGUGUCCUGGGUGGUGGCUCUGCUGGCGCUGGCGGCCGUCACCUCGUCCUCGUUGUCGGCGCUGUCGCUGUACCACGUGCUGGCGCUGCAGGCGGAGGUGGAGGGCCUGCGCUCGGAGGUGAACCGGCGGCGCGAGGAACAGACCCAGCAGCAGCAGCAGAGACCCACAGGCCAGGACUGGACCCAGAAUGGGCAGGAGAGGCAGCUUGAUGCGACAAGUGAAACUGUUACUGACAAGUCUGAACAUGCCAAGAGAAGUAUCGGGGAUGGCCAGGCAGUAUUACAGCCCUGUUUGCAGAUCUUGUCAGACAGCAAGAGAACAACCUUUGAGAAGGACUUUAACCUGGAGAAGCACACAGCCAUCCCCUGGCAGACAGGCCUGAGACGGGGUACCGCCUUGGAGCUCCGUGAUGACAUCAUCCAGGUCAACGAGGAGGGCUUCUUCUUCGUCUACAGUCAGGUAUACUACGUUGAUAAAAUGUAUGCGAUGGGACACAUCGUCAUACGCAUGAAAAAGACGGUGGUGGGGGACGAGCGCCAGCAUGUCAUCCUCUUCAAAUGUAUCCAAAACAUGAACCCGACCUACCACUUCAACACCUGCUACACGGGAGGUAUAGUCAAACUAGAGGUGGGGGACAAGGUGGAAUUGCUCAUCCCACGAAAUCCUGCCAAUGUGUCUUUGGGGGGAGACGUCACCUUCCUUGGAGCCAUCAAGUUGGCCUGAGCAUUGAGACUGGAACUAGAGGACACUAGUGCUUGUUUCCACAGUGACUGGGAAAAGUGGGAAAGGUCUCUGCCCUUGACAGACCUUCACAGGGUAGACCAAACCAUACCUGUACGUAGACAACACAACUCCUACCUGUCCUGUACCAUAACAGAAGAUUGAAGAAAGUGUCCAUUUUUCCAAACCAGAGAAGGAUAGUAAUGAAUAUGAAGUGAGAGCAUCAUAAGAUUCAUGUCAGACAGGGGAAACGUCCCCUGUCAUUUAGACCCUUGCUUCUCUCCUGCAACUGAUAACUGAUGCCCAUGGAGGAUCGUACAUUUCACUUUAGCUGGAGCAACAGGAAAAAGAUUAUACACACACACACAUACACACACACACACACACACACACACACACACACACAAGUAAACAGCACACCGGAACCACUGGGAAUGUGUGCAAAAGUUAAUAUUGGAACCCGAACUCUGAUUUAUGUGGUGUGAUCCUGCCUGGAGGUACAUUUUGUAGUGUAAUAAAGGCAUUUGCAUAUCACUUUUGCCUUUCCAUGUUGAAUCCCUUUUAGAUAUCAUAAGCACACCUUUGUAGGUCUUCACUAUGCUUAUCAUUGCAAUGUUGUUGCCACAAUUAAGUAGACAGGCAUCAACUGCGGUGUACAGUACUACCCGUCCAAACUGGCUUGCAGCAGCAGCGCUGUCUGCGUCACUUGACUUGCUUUUAGCAGCUCACACUAAUGCAAACAGGAAGUCUUGACACUUGAUCAGCAUUCUGAAGUGUGUUAUUUUGAGAAUGUACGAAAGAAGGUUGUAUUUCGGACUGAUGGUUCUGUUUUUCUAUGUUAGUAUGUCACUCUGCGCACCUCUUCCAUAUUUGAACAAUGUCUAGUCAUACAUACACUCACUUGUCCACUAUUGUCCUUGUAAUUGUCCUUCAAUUGCAUGUCAGUCUGACUAGUAAUGUCUGUAUGACUGAAGUAAUUUAUUGUUAUAUAAUGAAGUCUUUGUUUAUUUGUUUA
Molecule: messenger RNA, 1819 nt
Organism: Sardina pilchardus (European sardine)
Lineage: Eukaryota; Metazoa; Chordata; Actinopteri; Clupeiformes; Clupeidae
Gene: tnfsf13b
Product: TNF superfamily member 13b
Exons: 6
Coding region: 1-807 (268 amino acids)
Biological process (GO): immune response; positive regulation of B cell proliferation
Cellular component (GO): membrane
Molecular function (GO): receptor ligand activity; tumor necrosis factor receptor binding
Source: RefSeq, a predicted model, not a curated record